AUGGUCCAGUCUACUGUUCAGUUUGGUGGACUCCCUACUGAGGAUCCCAAUACACACAUAGCCAAUUUCCUGGAGCUAUGUGGAACUUUUAAAUAUAAUGGGGUCACCGACGAUGCUAUUAGACUGAGAUUGUUCUCGUUCUCACUGCGGGAUAGAGCUAAAAGUUGGUUGAACUCUCUUCAAGCCAACUCAAUCAAUACAUGGGAGGCAUUAGCUCUGAAAUUUCUUGGUAAAUUUUUCCCUCCAUCCAAGGCUGCAAAGUUAAGAGGGGAAAUUAAUAACUUCUCUCAAUUUGAUGGAGAGUCUCUUUAUGAUGCAUGGGAGAGGUUUAAGGAGCUUUUAAGGAAGUGUCCUCAUCAUGGGGUUGAAAAAUGGAUGCUAGUCCAUAAUUUUUACAACGGUUUGUGUGGGAUGACUCACACCAUUAUUGAUGAUGCAGCAGGUGGUGCUUUCAUGAGCAAGAGUGCUAAAAAGGCUUAUGAAUUGCUUGAGAAAAUGGCCAUGAAUAACUACCAGUGGCCUAGUGAACGAGAUAGAAAUGAGAAGGUAGCUGGUAUGCAUGAGCUGGAUGAUAUUACCGCUAUCACUGCUCAAGUUGCAUCAUUGACCAAGCAACUACAAAAAAAUUCUAUGGCCACUCAAGUCAUGCAAAUCCAAGCGGUGUGUCAUAAUUGUGGCGGUCCUCACCUAUUUGAGCAGUGCAUGGUAGUUGAGAUGAACAACUCCAUUCCCAUAGAACAGGUGAAUAUGAUGGGAAAUUUAAAUAGGCAAGCUAAUUAUCCAUUCUCCAACUCGUUCAAUCAAGGGUGGAGAAAUCAGCCUAAUUUUGCAUGGAGAAAUAAUCAGGGUCCUCAACAAAUUCAGCAGUCUAUGCUUCAAGCUCCACUUCAGGCACCGUUACAACCAUCGGUACUGUAA
Messenger RNA from Humulus lupulus (European hop), 918 nucleotides. RefSeq lists its product as uncharacterized. NCBI's taxonomy places the organism in Eukaryota, Viridiplantae, Streptophyta, Magnoliopsida, Rosales, Cannabaceae. The transcript has a single exon. The record is from RefSeq and is a predicted model, not a curated record. Bases 1 to 918 code for a protein of 305 amino acids.